CUGUGUGAGGGGAAGGAGUGCAGGAGCGGAGCUCUCCCUUGGGGCCUUUAUCGCUGCUGUUACUGCUUGGAUCCGCAUCUGCCAUAGCUGAGAUCUCAUUCAUUCCUCGCCAUGUUGUUUCGAUCUGUGGUAAACAAACCUCGCUUGGGCUGCAGGCAAAGGGGUGUCCCUUUUACACACCCCCUUCAGUCUCUGCUACAAUGUUAUCAAUGUGCCAAACAUGAUGAGCAUACUUCGUAUGGGGAGUUGGGUGCCGCUGUUCCACCUUUCGGAUGUGCCUUUAGUACAGUGCCGGACAUGUCUCAUGUACUUGCUGUUGCCAACGAAGAAGGCAUAGUCAGGCUGUAUGAUACAGAGUGCCGGGAUGUACAAAGGCUUGUUGUGAAAGAAUUCAUGGCGCACACUAAUGCUGUUUUUGACAUUGCCUGGGUGCCUGGGGAACACAAGCUAGUUACAGCUUCAGGGGACCAAACUGCAAAGCUGUGGGACGUGAAGGCUGGGGAUCUGAUUGGAGAGUGUAAAGGACACCAGUGCAGCCUGAAGUCUGUUGCCUUCUCAAAAUUUGAGAAAGCUGUUUUCAGUACUGGAGGAAGAGAUGGAAACAUCAUGGUGUGGGACACUAGAUGCAAUAAGAAAGAUGGUUUUUACAGGCAAGUGAACCAGAUCACUGGUGCACAUAAUGCCCUUGACAAGCAGACCCCUUCCAAGGUGAAGAAAAGGAAGCCUUACGUCAGAGGUCUCGCUCCUUCAGUGGAUUCCCAGCAGAGUGUGACUGUGGUAAUCUUUCAAGAUGAGCACACCAUUAUCUCGGCAGGAGCAGUGGAUGGUAUUGUCAAGGUUUGGGACUUGAGGAAAAACUACAGUGCGUAUCGGCAGGAUCCUGUGCCAGCGAAACUCUUUCCUUAUCCAGGAAAUAGCACCCGCAAACUUGGUUACUCCAAUCUUGUACUCGACCCAACUGGCACAAACCUGUUUGCGAGCUGUACAGAUGAUAAUGUGUAUAUGUUUAAUGCAACCGGUCUAAAGACUGAGCCAGUUUCCGUCUUCGGCGGUCACCAGAAUUCCACUUUCUACAUAAAGACCAGCGUCAGUCCAGACGGGCAGUUUCUUCUCAGUGGCUCCAGUGAUCAUAGUGCCUACAUCUGGCAGGUGUCUGAUCCCAAGGUUCCCCCUGUCACCCUGACGGGACAUUGUCAAGAAGUCACCUCUGUAGCUUGGUGCCAGUCAGACUUUACAAAGAUUGCCACAUGCUCUGAUGACAACACCGUGAGAGUAUGGAGACUGAAGAGAAGUAGCGAGGACUCUGCGCAGUCGGAUAAAACCGAAACUGUUGGUUGGGCCUGCCAAAAGAAAUGUGUACCGCCUUCUAUGGCCGCAAACCUCUGUACGCCUGGGAAGCCUUCAAUGAUACCAAGCAGUUCCCUGAUGUCUUCCCCAACACCAGCCACGUGUGCCCCAAGUUACACGGGAGACCUGCCAAUGCCCUCCAGCACUCCUGUAUCUGCCUUGUUGCCAAUUCCUAAGCUGCAGACUCCACAAAGGCUGAAUGGCGAGGGUUUAGGAGCAUCUCCCAAACAGACGUCCUCUUCAAAAAUUUCAAUUAAGGACUGGAUCACCCGCACUCCCAAGUCAUCCACACGGGCUGAUACAAAGACACCCUCUCCCCGCAAAGCCUUCACCCCCGUGGAGCAGUACCCAAGCGUAUCAAGUACAAGGGUACAGAUGCCCUAUGAGAAGAGGGCCAAGAGGCGCCUGGAAACCAGCAGCGAAGAUGUGGAACAUGUCUGCCUUGACCAUUGCAACUGUGUGAUGGAGUUGGAGCCUGGGCUGAAGAAAGCAAAACUGGACUUGUGUUCUUUCAGUGAGAAAGAGAGAGACGGCAGCGAUGAUAAAUGCCUGAGGCUUUCAGACUUGAGUAGGGGAUUUGACCAAGAAUUCUCUCCCGGUCCGUCAACAUCCUUCCUUAUUAAUGGUACAGUUAACCCCCCUCUAAGUCCUCUGUCUGAGUUGAAAAGUGACUUGCGAGACAAAGAAAACAGUUCCCCAGAGAAAAACUGGCUCUCUGCUUUAGGGCACAAAUUCAAGUCGGACAAGUCUUCCCCUCAGAAUAAAGCUGCCAGCAGCCCCUCCUCUAGGAACAGCACCUCUAAAAAACAUCCGACAAGGAAUGCUCCCAAUUCACCAGUAUCUGUACCAACGACCCCCGGCUCAAUGAGAAAAAUCUGCACCUACUUCUUUAAGAAAUCCGAGUAAGAGUGAGCCUGUAUGUUCCGCGGCGUUCCGUUUCACACAAGGAUGUACAUGUUGCUGCUUCGUUAUUUGCUCCAUAGAGAAUGUUUUAUAUAUUUAACAUUUUAGCACUUUUUUCCAUGACAUAGGACACUAAAUGUGGGUUUUUACAAUCAAUUAUUUUUAGUUUACUAAUCGUCCAAGGGAACUGCCUUUAACAUCCCUUACAUAGGGAGAUCUGCCCAGGAGCGAAUGUUAACAAUGUGUUUGGGGAAGGGUGGCAAAAAAUCUCUGUAAAUAGUUUUGAUAUUUUAAUACUUUAUGUGUAUGUAUAGUUGAGUCAUAUUGUAAAAAUAUAACUUUUUAAAUACAGAUUAUAAUUCGGUA
Molecule: messenger RNA, 2616 nt
Organism: Xenopus tropicalis (tropical clawed frog)
Lineage: Eukaryota; Metazoa; Chordata; Amphibia; Anura; Pipidae
Gene: dtl
Product: denticleless E3 ubiquitin protein ligase homolog
Biological process (GO): positive regulation of protein catabolic process; protein ubiquitination; DNA damage response
Cellular component (GO): centrosome; nucleus; chromosome
Source: RefSeq, marked provisional